This is a messenger RNA of Ictalurus punctatus (channel catfish), 2788 nucleotides long. RefSeq names its product transmembrane protein 98 (gene tmem98). The record is from RefSeq and is a predicted model, not a curated record. The transcript is spliced from 7 exons. Gene Ontology annotation, cellular component: endoplasmic reticulum. Bases 167 to 829 code for a protein of 220 amino acids. NCBI's taxonomy places the organism in Eukaryota, Metazoa, Chordata, Actinopteri, Siluriformes, Ictaluridae.
AUCGCGCGCGCUCUCAUUCCGGAGCUCUCCGCGCUGUCUCCGGCCGCGCGCGCACCGUCCAGCUGCUUUGUUUUCGCGAGACAAACGCGUCAAAAUGGAGGACUACAGAUGAACCCCAGACUACAUCUACUUAAAACCUCUAAAACCCUGAAUCCGACACAUCACGAUGGAGACGGUGGUUAUUGUGGCCAUCGGAGUGUUGGCCACCGUUUUCCUGGCAUCGUUCGUGGCGCUGGUGGUCGUGUGUCGCCAUCGUUACUGCCAUCGGCCCAACCUGCUGCAUCACUUCGAGUCCAAGCCCACAGUGGAUCUGAUUGGAGCGAUGGAGACCCAGAGCGAGCCGUCAGAGUUGGAGCUGGACGACGUGGUCAUCACCAACCCGCACAUCGAAGCCAUCCUAGAGAACGAGGAGUGGAUUGAAGAUGCCUCCGGUCUAGUGUCUCAUUGUAUCUCCAUCCUGAAGAUAUGCCACACUCUGACAGAGAAACUUGUUGGCAUGACGAUGGGCUCUGGAGCAAAGGUAAAAGCCCCUGCCAGCCUUAGUGACAUCAUCACGGUGGCCAAACGCAUCAGCCCCAGGGUAGAUGAUGUAGUUCGGUCGAUGUAUCCCCCACUGGACCCAAUCCUCCUCGAUGCCAGGGCUACAGCAUUGCUGCUGUCUGUGAGUCACUUAGUGCUGGUGACACGGAACGCCUGUCACAUGUCUGGCAGCCUGGACUGGAUCGACCAAUCGCUGCAUGCAGCUGAGGAUCACAUGGUAGUGCUCAGGGAGGCAGCCUUGGCAUCAGAACCCGACAGACGACUACCAGAAAGAGAGCAGUCUAUCUGAGUCACAAAUACACACACACACACACACUCAGAAAAUAGGGGACUGUGAAACACAAAAUGUCAAAUACAAUCCACACACCUAAAUUAGCCAUAGCUUUUCUUGCACAAACACCUCAUUUUUUUAUCUCCUUUUUUUAAUGUUACAUUGCUUCUAGCAAUAGUUACAAUCACUUUCUACUUUUUCACUAUUAGUGUAAAUUAGUUUUAAACAAUCAGGCGCACUACUAUUCUUGUCCAACUCUUUUUUUUUUUUUUUUUUAUAAAUAGCAUGCUAGUUUAAACCUCUUAAACUGUAUUCAUAGUUGGAUCUGUUGUUCUGGUUGUGUUUAUUAUUGUAGCUGGUAGGCACAAUAAGUGCAAAGUGAAUCCAAAUUCAUGUUCCCGCCUCCAAUCAGCGAAAUGUUUGUAUAUAGCGAACAUGAAACAUGCAUAUAGAUUUAAUAUGCUGUAUUCACAAGUGUUUAGUUAUGUAUUCAUGUCGUAUAAAGUGUGCAGUUAGUUUAGAAAUGAACCACUAGAGUGUAUCAGUAUAGAGCAAAAUUAAAAAUUCAUAUUCAAAUACAAAGAUACCAGACACUACCAGUCAUAAACACACACACUGUAUUUUUUUGUGGACUGUAAUCCAAAGUCACAUGAUAUUUAAAGCCUCUCUAAUUCCCAAACCUCACCACACUGCUUACACACCGAACAAAUGCCAACACAACCAGCUUAAACAUUAACAAAAACUCUUAACCACUGCCAGCCUAACAUUGAGCACAUGCCAUCCUAGCAUUGUUAUUAAAGUGGCCAUGAAAUUAAAACGGGUGUUUUAGAGCUUUUUGUAUGCAAAUAAGAUGCAUCUUUUGUAAAUAUUGUUAUUUGAUACUUUUUCAGUUCAUAAUGUCUGGGAAAGCAGUGAAACAGCUUAGAUGAAGCUUCAAUCCUUCAACUGUCAAAUUUGGACCUCUCUAGAAAGCGUAUGUCCCGCCAUCCCCAAUAAAUUAACUGCAGGUAGUGAUCUACAGUAGCAGCUAGUUUACAGCAGACAUAGUACGAUCAUGUAGUUUUGGUCGUGCAGCUUCCUGUGCGUUCUUUCCAAAACAAUGUUUUGUUAACGAUGGUGAUUCUUCGUCAUCCAUGAUGUCAGUUAAUCUUAACAAAAUGGCAGUGAACAAUCAUACACCACUGGAAACUAACUAAAAACUCUCAGCUGCAUUACUUGCCUGGUUUUCUAAGCCAGGGAUCGUCAGUUUUAUCCGCAAAGACCCGGUGUGGUUACGGGCUUUCAUUCCAGCCAAAUUGGCGGCACACCUGAUAUCUGAUGGGAGACUAAAAUGAACUGAUUAGACAUGUGGAAUCAGGUGUGGCUCCUGCUUGGCUGGAAUGGAAAGCCUUUUUGUGGAGAAGAUUGAAGACCCUUGUUCUAAGCCACUUUUGGAUUUUCUGUAUCAAAACUAAAUCAAGAUAGGGAUCAAAUCAUGGCUCUCAAGCCAUUUCAUAAGCACAUUAAAGGAUUCCCCCUUUUUUUUUUUAACUUUACAUCUACUGCAGUUGUAGUAUACGUGUGAUUACAACAAACAAGAGUUUUAAUUUUUCCCCUGCACUGAGAAAAGUCAACAUUAUUUAAAGUAAAUAAAGAACUGUCUCAGUUUGGGAAACAUACUGUAACUUAUACUCCUCCAGCGUUUGAAAAUUGGUUAAACUCCAUAAGAACAGCUUUGGGGGAACGUUCUCUUAUCUGUGUUUUAUUCCGUCUUUAUCGCAAUCGGGUAAUAGUUGUCAUUUUGAGUCCACAUCAUAUAGAUGUGUAUAAUUUUAACAUUUAUUCAUACACCUGUCCUUAGUAAGCAGGUUUUAUUGUUCUUUUCUCAGCACAGGAAAUGUGAACUUAUGGUUUGUGGUAAUCUCUCUCACACACACACACACACACUACAGCUGUGGUGAAGUUUGGAUUAAAGAAUUGAUCGAGUAUUCCUUCAUA